This is a messenger RNA of Papilio machaon (common yellow swallowtail), 2161 nucleotides long. RefSeq lists its product as uncharacterized. Bases 309 to 1940 code for a protein of 543 amino acids. The record is from RefSeq and is a predicted model, not a curated record. NCBI's taxonomy places the organism in Eukaryota, Metazoa, Arthropoda, Insecta, Lepidoptera, Papilionidae. The transcript is spliced from 5 exons.
GUAAGCUGCACGUAUCCCGCGCCCGCGCACGACCCAAACUUUACUCGCACGCUCCGACGUAACGUGAAUGAAGUGGUGAUAUUAUCAUAUCGAGUUUUUUUGGUUCUACAAUACUUUCAUUUUAUUUAUCUCGCUGACAGUUCAGCGGCUGUUGUGUUGUUCAAUUUGUUCUGUGACUCUGCAAGUUGGAGGUGUACGGUUUAUUUUCAAUACGGCCGUCUGUUUACGGUCUGGGCCGGGCGACUGCCGACGCCCGUUAUAAUGUGACCGGCGCACGACAACGCGCGUCUCUCCUCAAGGUGAUUGCGAUGUGGUACACGUGGACCGUGUUACUGCUGGUGUCCUGUGCGCUGGUCGCAGCGGAGGGCCAGGCGGAAGCCGCAACGGGGGCGCAGCCGGAGGCCCCGGCGACGGUGACGCCCGGGCCCACCGCGACGCCCCGUACGCCGCCUCGCACGCCACCCCGCACACUCGAUCGGCAAGCCGCCGAACUUGCCUGGCGCACCUGGCUGCAGAGCCCGGAGAGCGGCAACCCCAACGCUCCAGCGAGACGGAUCACGACCAAGUCCUUAUUCAUAACGCCGCUCGUCUGUCCCAAAGGACAACGGCUCGAUCGGAACGGCUGUGUUCAGGUGGUGACAGUCGACAAAGAUGAACACGAGCGCAUCUUACUUGAACAUUUAAAUGCGUUGUUCACAUCGGCGCCAGGCGGCAGCGAUGUGCAGUACGACUACGGUGACGAAGAACCGGGGCCCCUGCAGCUCUCUAUACCCAUCGGUUAUGAUGCGCAAGCAUCUCCUCUGCAAUCUCAAGAUCAAGGCGACACGGGGCAGGACCUCAACAACAUGAAAAUCGACAAAAAAGGCGAUAAUACUCAAACAAACGACGCCAGCAUAGAGGCUGAAUUAGAACUGCUGAAACUACAGCAGGGUCAUAACAAUACCACUGGCACGAAAGGCAGCCACGUUAUAAGCCAAAACGCACUGGCCAAUUUCUUAGCCUACCACGAAAAACCAAAGCGUGACAGUCCCAUGACCAAUUCUAGUGAAAUAGAAACUUUGAAUUCGACAGACGUCGGACAAAAGGAAGAAGUUUUUGGACAUGUAGCCGUUGAUCCCGUACUAUACGAUACUUCUUAUCAAAAUCAACAAUCGUCAACAGAGCAUGCAAUUGAAUAUUCUGGUGAAUCAUCAUCGACUGAUAGCCCAUUAAAUGCUUCCAAUAGUACAAAUAUCGAAAGCAGCUCUGCAGGCUCGUCGAAACAAACAGACACGCCAGAAUUGAAAAAGGAAAACGAUAAUUCUAAACUAAACCCUGAACACGAUUACUCCGACAUCGGCGAAGCGAUAAAGAUAAUAAGCCGAUUCGCUGAAGUUACUACUGAUGACAAUUUUGCUAAAGAUAAAAGUAAUUCGUCGAAAGAAGAAGCUAGCAGCAUUUUGGGCACCCGUACGAAGCUGCAAUACCGGCGAAAUAAACCGAAGCCGGCAGAAAACGCGGAAGAUACAACGGUCAAGACUCAAGACAAGAUGUCGAGUGACGACAAACUUCAAGAGAACCAUCCAACUAAGAAUCUAUACUUUAGAUAUUCUUGGCCAAACCAUUUACGCUCACCACCGUCUGAUUAUCCUUUUAAAAAUGUACAAGACUACUGGCCGGGACAGCGCCAUGUGGGCGGGGUGUACGCAAUGCACGAGAAUCCACGGCGACAUCACCACACUUAUCCCCAUAAUUAUUUCCGGCCACGUUCGUAUCCAUACGCAGACUACUCACAACUGAACCCGCGGCUGCGUGAAAACUACUCCGGACUUCAUCGAUACCCCCACAGAGUGGUGCAUCACGAGGCUAGUCCGAUCAGACCCCACACCAAUGAUCGAGAUCUAUACACCUUGCUCGGUCUCAGACAUUGGUUCAGCGGCGAAGGCACCUCCAAGAGAUAGUUCGCUUUUCCAACAUGGUAGAUACAAUUGACGUUACCCGACGACAUAUAAUGGAAGCUAUGGGAAAAUGUUUUAAACUCAAAUAUUAACUCUCAAUUGCAUUUAAAAUUAAUAUUUGUUAACAAUUAUCAACUUAGAAACUUCCUGUCGUCUUCUUCGUCCAUAGCUUUCAAUAUAUUAGCUUAUUUAUUUCAAAGCCAAAUAUUACAGUCAUAGUUAAU